Messenger RNA from Drosophila ficusphila, 2843 nucleotides. RefSeq lists its product as uncharacterized. The record is from RefSeq and is a predicted model, not a curated record. The transcript has 5 exons. Gene Ontology annotation, cellular component: plasma membrane; cytoplasm. Gene Ontology annotation, molecular function: ubiquitin protein ligase activity. Gene Ontology annotation, biological process: proteasome-mediated ubiquitin-dependent protein catabolic process; protein K48-linked ubiquitination; negative regulation of extrinsic apoptotic signaling pathway via death domain receptors. NCBI's taxonomy places the organism in Eukaryota, Metazoa, Arthropoda, Insecta, Diptera, Drosophilidae. The coding region runs from base 309 to 2423 and encodes 704 amino acids.
CAGCCCUGGUACAUUGAAUUACUAUUUUGCCUGAUAAAAAUUUAUAAAAAUCAUCGUGAUCCCCGCCAGCUGCCUACAAUUAAGUGUUGACGUAGAUACUUAAAACAGUCUUAGAAAUUCCCGCCAGGUGGACAGGAGAUCAGUGUGUGCAGCUUUGACCAUCCAGUGAUUCACGGCGUUGACAUUGAAAAACAAAUGCAAUGCCAGCACAGUGGGCGUAAGCAGGCGGAAAGGGGAGCAGUUGCAAGGAUACCGCAGCGCAAGGAUACGGUCGAUAGGUGCAACUGCCCACUGUCCAGCUGUCCAAGAUGCCUUGCGAAAGCUGCGCCGUGGAAUUCACGGUGUUUCGUCGCAAGCGCGCUUGCUUCGACUGCAAACGUUACUAUUGUGCCAACUGCAUUGCGGCCAGAAGAUGCCAGCGAUGCUCGGUCUUCGCUCAGCGUCCGCUUUUAAGGACAGAUCUGCUGAAGCUCAAACCCAAGGACCUAAUUUUCUAUCUGCAGUCCAAACACAUCUCCACUGAAGGCUGUUUGGAGAAAGAGGAACUGGUUGGUCUGGUCCUCACCCAUGUGGCCCAGAUGGACAGGAGUCGCGGGUCGAACGCUUCCUCCAACAGUCCGGGUCGGGGUCAAGCCAACCCCAUUGACAACCUCAAACAGUCGUGCCAAAACUUCUUCUCCAACCUGAGCGACAAUAUAAGCGAUUCGCUGGCCUCUUUCGACUCAAAGGCCACUGCUCAAAAGCCGCCGGAGAGCAGACAGUCGCCGGAGGCGCCCACCCACAUCUUCGAGCAGCCGCGAGUGUCCAAACGAGAGAUUCCCACAUAUGCUAGUGCCGUAAACGGCGGACCACAACGGGUCCAUGUCCAUCAAGAGGCAACUGCAAGCUCCACUACCAAUGGAGGCAGCCGGAACAGCAGCAGUCCCUCAACUUCCACGCAGGCACCCAAUAAUCGUGAUGCCAGCAGCAGCAGCCAGGCUCCGGUAGUUCAGAGGCGGGAGCAGGAGCAGGAGGAGGCGCCUAGCAAGUCAGACUGCGAGUGCUCUGACGACGAGAUUAUGGCCACGUUUAGUGAGCGAGUUUCACUGUCGCUUAAAACCGAUAGCAGUGGCCGAAGGGCCAACGCUCCUGCAGAGCCUAGCUCUGCUGGGCUUGUGGAAGGAACAGAUGGCGCUCGGGGCACAACAGCAGCCAGUCCGGGUUGCUCCAAGCAGGGCUCGAGCAGCUCCAAGGCGGAUGCCUCCUCACAGUCAAGCUUCGAGGAGCUGGGCGCCAUUGGGGGCAUCUCCGACGAGAGCAAGGCCACAACGGACACGAACAGCAGCCAUCUGGACCAGUGGCAGGUGCUCGAGGUGAACCGAAUCGAACCGGCUGCAGAGGAAACGCCGACCACAAGUGCCGCUGAAGAGAUCCUGGAGGUUACGCUGCGGAGCAGACCAGCAGUCGAGGGUGAAGAUGGCCAAAUGGGCGAGAGCACACAGACGCUGAACAUUGAACAGCGCCCGGCUAAUCCGAGUCCUGCACUCCAUCCCGCCGUGCCGCAGCGCACAAAGAAGGUGACCCGGCGACGCUCCGAUGGCUACUUGAAUCGGCCCCACCAUUCCAGCGAUGACGAGUCCCCAGUGGCACCGAGUGGCACUAGACUCAGCCUGGGGCUUUCAACGCUUAGCGAACAGCCAGAGAACGGUCUCCAUGCGCACUCCCAUCGCCAGAGCUGCCAGCGCUGCGGUAAGAACAAAACAAACAUACGCCGGCAUGUGGAGAAGAUGCGGCGCCAUCUGGAGAACUCGCAAAUGUCCGAGGAGGACAUCAAGAGGGAGCUGCAGGAGUUUCUCACGUACCUGGAGCAGCGCACCAAGUCCGUGGAUGCCUCCGAUGCGGAGAGUCACGCCGUUUCCCCGCUCAGCGUGGAUGCGAUUAGUGUGGCAGCCGGCGGCAGAUCCCCGGACAUGCCCAUCACGCCGAACAUUGAGUUCUCGCCCACUCAGGACGACGAUAUCCGCUGGGACGACGACGAGGGCAUUCAUGUGUAUGCGGCACCAUCGGACUUUGAGCCGGCCGCCGGCAUUGAUUCACGUUUCGUCAAUUUGGAAGACUUUGAGGACUUAAAAGACUUGGAGGGUUUGACGGUAAAGCAGCUCAAAGAGGUGCUCAUGUUGCACCGCGUCGACUACAAAGGCUGCUGCGAGAAGCAGGAACUGCUCGAUCGGGUUAGCCGGCUAUGGAAAACCAUGCGCGAGUCUCCAGCUGUGGAGAAACUGCCCACGGAUGAGCUUUGCAAAAUUUGCAUGGAUCACGCAAUUGAGUGCGUUUUCCUCGAGUGCGGCCACAUGGCAACCUGUACGAACUGUGGAAAAGUACUGAACGAGUGCCCGAUUUGUCGACAAUAUAUUGUACGAGUUGUAAGGUUUUUUAAAGCAUAAUGCUAAUGCUAAUGGUGACUGGACAUGGUCUAAUGCUGGUGGCCACCACAAGGCACAUCCAGCGCAGGUGUACAGCUGUACAGGAAAUCCGGACGGUGGGACUGCAACGUAAUUGUUUCCUUAAACGACGCGAGUGCAACAAUAAUAAUUAUUUAAAUUUUUUGUUUCUACUAUGUAGUAUGUUGCCAGUAUAUAUGCGUAUAUAUAGUGUACACCCUGAUACCGCUUUCAAAGUGUAUUUAACUAUUUCAAAUGUGAAAUACUUUUGCUAUUUAUUUUGUUUGUUCUUGUUGUUUGUAAAAACGAGAGGUUAUCUAGAUCAACUAACAUUCCUAUUAGCCGCAAAAAAGAUUUAAUCUGUUAUUAACAGUUGUAAAAUCUCGUCUAGAUGCGCAUUUAAACAAUAAAUAUUUUCAAAUA